UCUAAGUGUGUGUGUGUGUGUGUUUGUGUGGGAUGUCUAAGUGUGUGUGUGUGUGAGAUCAGGCAGGUGUUUGUGUGGGAUGUCUAAGUGGGAUAUGGGGCUGUAAUUUUCUCUCUUUAAAAGUGAUUGUAUGUAGGACACAACAGGACAGUAGUGUCUCUCUGGAAUCUAUCAGCGAUCAGGAGAACACAUAAAGAGUCCCAGCUGUUCAGUCUCUCUGGAGAGGAAUGGGACCUCUGCUUUGAUUCAGUCUCACUGGAGAGGAAUGGGACCUCUGCUUUGAUUCAGUCUCACUGGAGAGGAAUGGGACCUCUGCUUUGAUUCAGUCUCACUGGAGAGGAAUGGGACCUCUGCUUUGAUUCAGUCUCACUGGAGAGGAAUGGGACCUCUGAUUUGAUUCAGUCUCACUGGAGAGGAAUGGAACCUCUGAUUUGAUUCAGUCUGACUGGAGAGGAAUGGGACCUCUUCUUUGAUUCAGUCUCUCUGGAGAGGAAUGGGACCUCUGCUUUGAUUCAGUCUCACUGGAGAGGAAUGGGACCUCUGCUUUGAUUCAGUCUGACUGGAGAGGAAUGGGACCUCUGCUUUGAUUCAGUCUCACUGGAGAGGAAUGGGACCUCUGCUUUGAUUCAGUCUCACUGGAGAGGAAUGGGACCUCUGAUUUGAUUCAGUCUCACUGGAGAGGAAUGGGACCUCUGAUUUGAUUCAGUCUGACUGGAGAGGAAUGGGACCUCUGCUUUGAUUCAGUCUCACUGGAGAGGAAUGGGACCUCUGCUUUGAUUCAGUCUCACUGGAGAGGAAUGGGACCUCUGCUUUGAUUCAGUCUCACUGGAGAGGAAUGGGACCUCUGAUUUGAUUCAGUCUGACUGGAGAGGAAUGGGACCUCUGCUUUGAUUCAGUCUGACUGGAGAGGAAUGGGACCUCUGCUUUGAUUCAGUCUCACUGGAGAGGAAUGGGACCUCUGCUUUGAUUCAGUCUGACUGGAGAGGAAUGGGACCUCUGCUUUGAUUCAGUCUCACUGGAGAGGAAUGGGACCUCUGCUUUGAUUCAGUCUCACUGGAGAGGAAUGGGACCUCUGCUUUGAUUCAGUCUCACUGGAGAGGAAUGGGACCUCUGCUUUGAUUCAGUCUCUCUGGAGAGGAAUGGGACCUCUGCUUUGAUUCCGUCUCUCUGGAGAGGAAUGGGACCUCUGAUUUGAUUCAGUCUCUCUGGAGAGGAAUGGGACCUCUGAUUUGAUUCAGUCUCUCUGGAGAGGAAUGGGACCUCUGAUUUGAUUCAGUCUCUCUGGAGAGGAAUGGGACCUCUGAUUUGAUUCAGUCUCUCUGGAGAGGAAUGGGACCUGUCUGAUAAAUGAUCAGCAGGGUAUCUGUUAUAUCUCUCUGAUAGUUGAUCAGCAGGGUAUCUGUUAUAUCUGUCUGAUAGGUGAUCAGCAGGGUAUCUGUUAUAUCUGUCUGAUAGAUGAUCAGCAGGGUAUCUGUUAUAUCUGUCUGAUAGAUGAUCAGCAGGGUAUCUGUUAUAUCUGUCUGAUCAGCAGGGUAUCUGUUAUAUCUGUCUGAUAGAUGAUCAGCAGGGUAUCUGUUAUAUCUGUCUGAUAGAUGAUCAGCAGGGUAUCUGUUAUAUCUGUCUGAUAGAUGAUCAGCAGGGUAUCUGUUAUAUCUGUCUGAUAGAUGAUCAGCAGGGUAUCUGUUAUAUCUGUCUGAUCAGCAAGGUAUCUGUUAUAUCUGUCUGAUAGAUGAACGUAAAGACCAUGAUGAACCAGUCUCAGCCAGAGCAGAAAGGACUGAGAAACAGGGAUGCAGGAUAUCUCAAUGUGUCCUCUGCAGGCAAGGAUUUGCACACUGCACACAGAACCAGGAAGUUUCUUAUUACCCUUGUGGAGGCCACUCCUCCUCUGUACAAACAAGGAAAUCAAAAGUUAUCUCUGAUACUCCUCUGCGCUGUUUGUUAGUGAGUGUCAAAAUGGCAGAGGCAUUUUUUGAAGAUCGGGAUUCAUUUAGCUGUUCAAUCUGCCUGGAUCUACUGAAGGAUCCGGUGACUACUUCCUGUGGACACAGCUACUGUAUGGGCUGUAUUGAGGGCUGCUGGGAUCAGGACGACUUGAAAGGUGUUUACAGCUGCCCAGAGUGCCGACAGACCUUUGUCCAAAGGCCUGUUCUGAACAGAAACACGUUGCUGGCUAAAGUGGUGGAGAACCUGAAACAUACUGCUCUUCAUGCUGCUCUUCCUGCUCACUGUUAUGCUGGACCUGGAGAUGUGGAGUGUGAUUUCUGCACUGGGAGAAAACACAAAGCCCUCAUGUCCUGUCUGGUGUGUCUGGCCUCUUACUGUGAGCCUCACCUCCAGCCUCACUAUAAUUUCCCUGCCUUAAAGAAGCACAUGCUGGUCAAAGCCUCCACACAACUACAUGAAAAGAUCUGCUCUCAACAUGACAAACUGCUGGAGGUUUACUGUCGUACCGAUCAGCAGUGCAUCUGUCUGCUGUGUGUGAUGGAUGAACAUAAAGGCCAUGAUACAGUCUCAGCUGCAGCAGAGAGGACUGAGAAACAGAAGCAGGUGGGGGAGAAGCAACAGAAAUCCCAGCGGAAAAUCCAGGUGAGAGAGAAGGAGAUGCAGAAGCUGAGACAGGUUGUGGACUCUCUGAAGCUCUCUGCACAGGCAGCCGUGGACGACAGCGAGAGGAUCUUUACUGAGCUGAUCCGCACCAUGGAGACAAGGUGCUCUGAGGUGAAGGAGCUGAUCAGAGACCAGGAGAAGGCUGAAGUGAGUCAGGCUGAAGGCCUCCUGGAGCGACUGGAGCAGGAGGUGGCUGAGCUGAGGAGGAGAGAUGCUGAGCUGGAGCAGUUCUCACACACAGAGGACAACAUCCACUUCCUCCAAAGGUUCAAAGACCACAGUGCCCCCCCUGUUUCUGAAGAGAUGCCUGCCAUCAUCCUUAACCAAAGUCAUGAUUUUAAGACGGUGAUGACCUCUGACCUCCAGGAAAAGCUGAUGCUCUGCUGUAAGGAGGGAGUAGUGAAGAUAUCAGCAGCAGUGAAAGCUGUCCACAUACUGCAGUCAGCAAAGCCAAGCACCAGAGCAGCAGCAUCUGUCCCACAAUAUCACGGAAAGUAUUAUAGAGAAGACCCUUUAGGAAGAUUUUUCGUUCAAAUGAGAUUGUGUGUUCAUUGUGGCAAGUGGAAAGAGGGGCAUGGCUGCAUGGGUCAAUGUUCCUAGUUAUAUUAAGGAGUGAGUUGAUAAUACUAUUGUCAUCGUGUAGAUAAACUGUGUGUCCUUAAAAGGAGCAGGAGAGAGUGUGUGUUUGUUGUGUGUCACAGUAUCUGUAUAUUCUGAAAUUACAGUCACACACACCUUAACUCCACUCACCUUCACCAUCUAAAGUAGACUUAAAGCCAGUGGUGUAAAAAUACUUUAAAGUACUUAAGUAGUUUUGUUGGGUAUCUAUACUUCAUUUUACUAUUUCUUUUUUUGACAACUUUUACUUUUACUUCACUAUAAUCCUACAUAAAAUAAUGUACUUUUUACUCCAUACAUUUUCCCUGACACCCAAAAGUACUAGUUACAUUUAGAAUGCUUAGCAGGACAGGAAAAUUGUCAAAUUCACGCCCUUAUCAAGAGAACAUCCCUGGUCAUCCCUACUGAGGACUCA
Salmo salar (Atlantic salmon) is the source of this 3643-nucleotide messenger RNA. Its product is annotated as E3 ubiquitin/ISG15 ligase TRIM25-like. NCBI's taxonomy places the organism in Eukaryota, Metazoa, Chordata, Actinopteri, Salmoniformes, Salmonidae. The record is from RefSeq and is a predicted model, not a curated record. Gene Ontology annotation, molecular function: zinc ion binding.